Messenger RNA from Soboliphyme baturini, 2061 nucleotides. The record is from the annotation of a GenBank genome assembly. NCBI's taxonomy places the organism in Eukaryota, Metazoa, Nematoda, Enoplea, Dioctophymatida, Soboliphymatidae.
AUGGAACGAAUGACGAUGAGCGGCCUCCUCGACCCUUCCACCCAGAAGAUACCUGAAAAACUUAUUAUCCUCAACGACCGCAUCGCCGGCCUCACAGCCAGGAUGUACAACAUCAAAAAGAAAUAUGAAAAUCCGAAAGCCAAACCGUCCUUCCUCACCGAACGGAAUAUGGAGGUCUGCAUCAAGCACUUGACAAAAAAGUUUCCACAGUUCGACGUCCGAAGCAGUGGCGCGCUGUUAAACUCGGUGAAUUUCGUCAAGGACCAAAUACUAACCACUCUAGACCUAGAUUACGGUACUUUCGUCGACGUCCUCGAACUUAGGGACCACGUGAACGAGUUAUUGACAACCAUCAGUGCUUGUCAGGUGAAGUUUAACCUUUCCCUGAACUUCGACUUAACGUAUUACUACCUCAACUUGAUAAGUGAUUUCGUGUGCCUAAUGAUUUUGAUAUCGAAAAUCGAGCAACGGAAAGUGAUUCUUGGUCUGUAUAGUACCGCAUACGAAAUAAAAAAUGGCGAAGGGGAACAAAACUUUCCUCGUCUUGGCCAGAUGAUUAUGGAUUACGGCAAUCCACUAAAAAAGCUUUCAGAUGAUUUUUCACCUCACCGUGCAAAUUUGAUGAGAGCCAUUAACUCGAUCGCCUUCAUCUAUGGCAGACGCAAUUUAACGGCGGACAAGUGGAGAGAGGCCCAGCUGCUCAGUCUCGUAUCGACACCUAGCAAUCUGUUGUCUUCGGCAGAGACAGACACGAUCCCUUGUGAGUACCUUUCGCUGGAAACGAUGAACCGUUGGAUAAUAGUGUCCCUUUCCAUAUGCCAUUAUUGCAUCGCACAGCCGCUCUUUGCCGAUCUGUGGGGUCAGGCAUUGAAAUCAGGAGUCCGAUUUCCGAUCUAUCGGGAUGAGUAUCUUUCUAUACAUCACUACCUUCAGCCCUUUCUUGAAGGAAUUAAAGGCUACGGAAAACGGGUGAACGAACUGAAGGAAUUGUACACUGCGGCCACUCAAAACGCGGUUCUGGUUCAUCGCGAACGUCGGAAGUUUCUGCGGUCGGCGCUGAAGCAGCUGUGGCUACUGCUGUCGGAUGAACCGGGUCUUAUUGCACCGAAACUUUUGCUGGUGCUCAUUGGUGUAUCGUUUUCCCGUGACGAAGUCAACUGGCUACUAAGGCAUGGGGAAAAUUGGAUGGACAAGUCCGCAAGCAAAACCAAGUGUCCAGUAGACAUCAGCGACAAGCAGCUGCCUGAACUGUUGUUCUACAUUAUGGAACUGCGAAACCUUGUGUUAAAGCAUGAGAACAUCAUCCGGUGUUACUAUCUUCAGUAUCUGAAAGGCUUUGACGCACCUCUCCUGGCGAAUCUGGUUAAAAACGCUGUCUGGAUAUCAGACACUGAACGGUCGCUUGUGAACAGCAUCACGGAUACCCUGGCCAACAUCUCCAUGGAUAUUGCGAACCCAGGAAGCAGAGAAUACGACUUUGCUGCACUUCGACUCGAUCUAUGUCGUCUGCAGGUUUAUUCGGAGUCGAAGGGUAUUUCGCUCGAGAACAAUCCAGAUUUUGCACACGCCAUCAACACCACCAUUUUUCACCUGAAGGCGGUCGAUGAGUUGGACCAGAUAAUGAAAGACAAUUCUGAUCUCUCGCUGAACUGCUUUUACCCGUCACAACUGAUGAACAACUUUCGCUUUUGUCUCCGGGUUCCCAGUCAAGCUCGUUUCGUCUGCGUGUUCCCCAGAAUUUGUGCUGAUUUUACACACUGUUUUCACAACAUGUGCCCCGAGGAAAGGAUUAUCAUCGGAAAUCGAGCUACAAACACAUGUGAUUUGUUUCUGAAGCAAACGGUGAUGAAAGCAGCUGAACUGUUUGCUGAAAUCUGUAGAUACAUGGGAGCAAUUGCUGAUCAGUCCUUACCAGAAAACUGUCGCAACGAGAAACAGUCCGAUGAAAAAAAAUCGAUCGGUGAAAAGAGCAAGAAAGAGGCUAAAGCUAAGCUUCCCGAGACAGAGAAUCGACCAGGUGACGAAAGCUACCGCAAAACCAUUGAAGACACUAAUGCGUAA